Messenger RNA from Closterium sp. NIES-65, 1605 nucleotides. Lineage: Eukaryota; Viridiplantae; Streptophyta; Zygnematophyceae; Desmidiales; Closteriaceae. The record is from the annotation of a GenBank genome assembly.
AUGGCCGACUCAUGGCAGAGAGUGUCUCGGGAGUAUCGCGCUGCGGGCAUCCUGCCGUACAGCUUCGACAGCGACGGUCGGCUGCUCUUUCUGUUCCAGGCAGAGGCGAGCAAGAAAAAAGCGCGCGCGCGGAAUGGGGUGCGGGGGAAUGUGCAGCGAGGGAAGGGGGCAGGAGGGGAUGGAGCAGUAGCGGAGCGGUUAAGACGGGGCGAGAGCGAGGAACGGGUCGAGCACGAGCGCGAGGAGCCGGAGCGCGAGGAGCCGGAGCGUGAGGAGCGGGAGCGUGAGGAGCGGGAGCGUGAGGAGCGGGAGCGUGAGGAGCGGGAGCGUGAGGAGCGCGAGCUGCAGGGAAUUGUGGAGGAAGAACGUUCCAGUGGUGGCGCAGAGGACGCCGCUGGCGGCGCUGACGGCGCCGUUGGCGGCGUUGGCAGCGAUGGUUCCGAUAGCCGUGUUAACGCUCGUGGGGGUGGCGAUGGCGGUGCGGAGGGAGACGGCGCGAGAAGCGGCGAUGAGGGCGCUCGUCGCUUGACGUGCGUGGAGGCCCGUUGCGGGGAGGGAGGCUCGUGCGCGGGAGGCGGGGGAAACGCGCAAGGAUGUUCCAGUGCCCCGCGCGGAAGGGAAGCGGACGAGAUGAUCGGCGCGCGGAAGGAGGAGGAACGUGGUUGCGAGGGGAAGGAUGAGGGGAGCGGAAGGGGGGUUGCGGAAGUGGAGGGCGGGAGAAGGAAUGAGUGCGGCGAUGCGGGGCGAAGGGGAGCGGAGAAGAGUGGGAGAGGAGGGGAAGGAGGUAGGAGGAAUAGGAGAAGAGAGAGGAGGAAGAAGGGUGAACGAACAGGAGAGAAGGGUACAGGUGUUGAGGAUGGAACGCAAGGGAAUGGGCGAGAGGAGAGUGAUGAGCGAGAGAGCGAGCUGGAGGAUGGGACGGAAAAAGGUGAGCAACAAGGGAAUGGGAAGCAGAGGAAGGAGGAGCAAGGGGCGGGGCAGCAGGGGAAGGAGGAGCAGGGGAAGGGGAAGAAGGGGGUGGGGGAUCAAGGGACGGGGCAGCAAGUGAAGGAGCAACAAGCGAGGGAGGAAAGGAGGAGGAGGAAGCAGCAGGCACGUGAGCUGAAGGCGGAAAACAGGAGGCAGCAGAGGGAGAGGCAGAAGCAGCAGAAACAAGAGAGGAGGAAUCGGAAGCCGGAUCAGCAGAAGCAGCAGCAGCUGCAGCAGCGAGGGCGCGUGGGGCCGGUGUAUCUGAUGGACUUUGGCGGCAAGAUAGAGGAUCAAGACAGCCAUGCACCCACUCUCACCGCCGCCCGGGAGUAUGUGGAGGAGCUUGAGGCUGGCUGCGAGAAGCUGGAGGGCGCCAUGUGGCAGAAACGCGUCACUGAUGUGGCAGCAGCUCUGGACCAAUCAGAGGCGUUCUAUUGCAAGGCUAGCAAGUAUGUUCUCUUCCUGUGCGACGAGAGGAGUCUCAGGGAUGGCAGCAAGGAUGUGACAUUAGGCAGUUUCGGUCGAGUUGCCAUGCUCCAUCGAUACCUCAAUCAGCUCACCAUCACUGGAGAAGGCUUUACAACCAGCGCUUGCAAGCUGAAGUUAGUCCUGACUGCUCUCUCACAACCUCACUGA